Messenger RNA from Botrytis cinerea B05.10, 2429 nucleotides. RefSeq lists its product as hypothetical. The record is from RefSeq and is a predicted model, not a curated record. NCBI's taxonomy places the organism in Eukaryota, Fungi, Ascomycota, Leotiomycetes, Helotiales, Sclerotiniaceae. The transcript has a single exon. The coding region runs from base 1316 to 2383 and encodes 355 amino acids.
GAGUAGCUUGAGUAGGUAGAACCAAUAAAGUGUGCAUCCCAAACUGACCCGGGAUUUAUAGCUUACCUAUGUUAUUACUAAUACUAGCUAGACAAAAGAUCUAUUCCAAUAAUGUCUCUGUGUAAAAUGACUCCAUGUACCUUGUAUUCAUUCAGAGUCCUUCACUUUUCUUAGCAUUUCACCAUUACACUAUCUCAUCAUUCAAAAGAUUCUCAAACCAUAACCACAUACUGAUCUUCACAUUCACAGUCCCUCACCUUCCCACUCACUUCCAGCCCAUCCACAAAUCUUCCUCUCCCUCACCUUCAUCUUAAUCUUCAUCUUCAUAAUCACCAAACCACCACGAACAAAGUCACACCACAUCACAGCACAACACGUUUCACUUCCAUGAACCAACCACAUUUCCCUGUCGGCCAAGAUGCACAAUUCACUUUCCACUUUAUAUCCCUUCACACUAUCCAGAUCAUCCAAAUCCUCCAAACCCUCCAAAGUUUCCUAAACAUCAAAGUCCCAUUACAAAUUCCCACCCAAACCAAUAAACCAAACCCAACCAAGCUAAUAAACCAAAACCCCAACAACCGUCUCUCCUACCCUCUACAACUCCCAAAACUACCCAGAUCCAACAUCCCUAAUAACCACCCAAUAGCGAAUCAGUCAAUCAAUCAAUCACUCACCAUUUCCCAAAUCCCAUCUAAAUGAGAAUUCCACCCUAACAACCCAGCCCAGCCCAAUUCAAUUCAAUUCAAUUCAAUUCAACACAAUUAAUUCACCCCUUUUCCACUCUCGCUUCGAGAUCCCCAAACCAAAAAAAAAGAAAAAAAAAAAAGGAAAAUUAACAAUUAUUCAAACCUAGAUAUUACAAUAAUGACCACAAUGACAAUUCCAGACAUUCAUAGCAAUAUUAAGCAUAUAAACUAUAAAUCCAAGAAGAAAACGAUGAACUUGCCUCUACCACUAUACUGCAGAAAGCAUUUGAUCGAUCAAAGAGACGUUUUGGUAUUUUUUCAAAGACUUUAGAUUGAUCAUUAAGAACAUUUUUUUUUCAGAUACUGAUUGGAUUGGAUUGGAUUGGAUUGUGAUUGUGAAUGCCAGAUCUGCCUAUUUUUCUAGACAAUUCAUUGUUUUGAGAGAAUAAAAGUGUUGAAGAAGAAAUACAAGUACUGUAUUCUACUUAGAUACGGUGCAAUAUCUCUUAAAGAAGAAGCUCAAGCAGCAAGCACCUUCAAACAAGCACACCACCCUCUCAAAGCUCCUACGCGGUACAACUGUGCGAUCUUUCGAGCUUUAUAGCAUAUUGUCGAUCGUAAAAGUAGCCAUGUUUCGCAAUUAUCGCAGCAAGUUCAUGGAGGAAAGUGAGAGAUUGGCCGAAUCCAAAUCGGCAGCGGGGAAAGAAUCUCUAGACGCUCCUAGAGAUAUCUCUAGAAAAACGGCAACAGCAAGUCGAAGAUCCAGACGAAUGCCCAGCAUGGAGAAGAUGGAGGUACCUGUUGAUUUUCUUCGAUCGCCAGAACCAGAAUCGCGACGUGAACCACGCACUCGACGUACAUCACGAGAGCCCCUACGAGAACCACGACGAAUUUCCAGCAGAGAUCAGAUGCAAGAUUUCGGUAUACUUCCUCCCAGAUUAGAAAGACACAAAUCGAGCCAAAGAUCGAGACGAGCUCCAAGUAUGGAGCGAAUGCAAGUCUCGGUUCUUUCUUCUGAUUCUCCAAGACGAGUCUUGAGACCCGUACCAAGACCAGUGUAUCCCAUCGCUGCUUCUUCCAACCCGGUCAAUCUAUCUACCUCAAGCCCAUCUAGUUCGAUGAGAAUGUCAGCCGAUGAUCUAGAAGGUAGCGAAUACCUCGAACCAACAUUGGCGGAAAGUACUUUUGCACGACAGAGUGUUUCUAGCACCGCUCCCAAUCCUGAUUAUGGCACUGUAAGCGCGUCGUUGAAGCCGUGGAGAAAUGCCGCGAAAUAUAUGGAAUGGGGAAACGUUGCACAAUAUAUGGGCUUGAAAGGCGGACGCAGUGGAGCGGAGAACAAGAAGUCUGUAACGAAACAACCUCGUCCGAAUCGUACACCCGGUUAUACACCACAGCAUUUCGAGAGUGAUGGGUUCGCAUUCCAACGUCCGUUGACAGCCACGGAACAAGAGUUGCGAGAGCGUAUCGCAAGAGAGGCUAGGGAGAAGGAGGAGAGGGAGAGACGCGAGACCGAGGCUGAGGAUGCCGUGAUGGAUACUAUACAGUUUGGACCAUCAAUUCCACCUUAUAUUCCGAAGUAUCAAUCUUCCUUUGUCAACCGCAAGGGAUUCUCUUCUCCUAGUGGAAGUGGAAGAUUCUCAGCUAGGGGAGAGAACUCGCGGAGAAUGAACAAGGACGAAGAGAGUAAUUUAUAGUUUUGGGAAGAAUUCAGCAAAGGUUACUGAAUUAUGGAUUAUCACA